Messenger RNA from Naumovozyma castellii, 1197 nucleotides. RefSeq names its product glucose-induced degradation complex subunit GID8 (gene GID8). Lineage: Eukaryota; Fungi; Ascomycota; Saccharomycetes; Saccharomycetales; Saccharomycetaceae. Bases 1 to 1197 code for a protein of 398 amino acids. The record is from RefSeq and is a predicted model, not a curated record. The transcript has a single exon.
AUGUCUAAGGCCCCUCCCACAAACCUCUACCAGAAGAAAUCAUUUUCCAGAGAGGAAUGGAAUGAUAUAAUUGCAAACCAGACGUUACAGUUUAACUUGAGUGAUAGGAGGUCCAAUACUGCCUCCACCACAUCAUCUGCCUCAUCUAUUGGAAGCCAAAGAAGAGAACCAGCAAUCCCCAGACUUCUUCUGAAUUACUUUGUAUCAAUGGCUUAUUUAGAAUCGAGCCACAUGAUGACGAAGGAAUUGGGUAUUGUUAAUGAUGAUGAUAAGGAUGAAGGGUUACAUUUUAAAAAUUUCGAUCAGUUAUAUAAGAUCGGUAUUCGAUCAAAAAUUAUUAAAUUGAUUAAAAAUGGGAAAGUUUUGGAUGCUAUGACUGUCAUUAAUGAAAAUUUUGGCAUAGAAGUGAUGGAAUCAGAAAUUAAUCAAUCCGGCCAGGAAGACAGUGAAGAUUUGCAUUUCAAAUUACUAUUACUGAAUCUUGUAGAAAUGAUUAAAGAGCAUCAAUAUCACAAAACUUUGCUUAACAAUAAGACUAGUGAUGACAACGAAAAUGAAUUUAUAAUGAAGUUAAUUGACUAUUCAAAGGAGAAAUUGGCUAUAAAGGCAUCCACAAAUAAAUCGCAUAUGGAUCAGUUGGAAUUGGUUAUUACACUAUUAUUAUUUCCCAAAGAUCAAGUCAACAUUGUAACUUUACCAAAGCCAUUGCAAAAAUUAUAUUCAUUGUCACUAAGGACCAAGAUUGCAGAAUCAGUUAAUAAAAAAUUAUUAAGUGUUAUUCAUGUAGAUAUCUGCAAUCAAACAAAAUUCCCAGAUUUAUUAAAUGUUAAUUUGCAUUUCAAUAGGAGUUAUUAUGAUGAUGUGUUUCAAAUUAGACCCAAAACAAACACCAGAACAAAGAGAAGUCAAGAGCAAGAAAAGAAUCAAGUAAUAUUAGAACCCCCAAUGGCAAAUGACCACUUAGAAAGUUCUAUGGAAUUAACUGGCAAUGAAAACAAAGAGAAGAUGACUAAUUCUAAUAAUGAAUGGAUAAACACAAACAAGAAACUAAGAAGAAAGAAUACGGGAUUUGAAGGUAAUUUGUCACAAUUCCAAUAUGAGGCUAAGUUAACCCAAUUAAUGAAACUAUGGGCAUGGUGUGAAAAUGAAUUACAUCAAAACGAUAUUGGCGUUCCUCGAAUAGAAGGAAACGUUUAA